AUGGUUCUAGCAAUUGUCUACAGCGCGGUCACCACCGUACUCCCGUUCAAGUACUGGCCUCAUGCGGCUGUCGGUACGGCAGUCCUAGUGGUUCUCUAUGCGUAUGCACAGGGCAGGACGACGAAUAGAGAACGUGACCUGCACGCCAGAGUAAUAGUUCUGACGGGUGCAUUCAACCCUCUAGGUCUUGUAGCACUUGCUGCACUGGCAAAACGGGGUGCAACUGUCAUUGCCCUGUCUCCCUAUCCUUUGGACCACCCGGUUCCUUCUCUUCUCCUCCCUCUCCUCCGUUCCACGACCAACAACGACAGCAUUUACGCUGAACCCUGCGAUUUGAAUUCUGCGACUUCGAUACGCAAGUUCUGCACAACUUUCCUCACGGGAAACGACACACGAAUCGACGCUAUUGUACUCGCCCAUGAAUACACGAGCAUCGGUCGGAUAUGGUUCUUUGGAGGCCAGGCACAGAAAGACAAGGAGAAACGUGAAGAGGAGCAGCGCGAGUCGACCUCUCUCUCCUCUUUCCUUCUCAUCACCCUCCUGCUCCCUGCUCUCCUUGUCGCGCCUGUCGAGCGGGACGUCCGUAUCAUCUCCAUCGUAAAUCCCUUCUAUGCUGCGGCCCUUCCGACAUUCCCUGCCUUCCUCAACUCCACCGCAACAUCCCCCGCACAUACAUCCACUCUCCUCUCAGCUGAAGGUCUUCGGUCAUUGCGUACCGUAAUCCUUACCCGACACCUCCAGCGGAUCCUGGAUUCGCUACCCAACCGCGCGUCCGACGCCCAGUCCAACGGACCCCCCGCUUCAUCAUCUUCAAAGGAGACCCCGCCCUUGCCCCCUCCUCACCCGUCCAACAUUCUGUCAGUAACUGCGUGCCCAGGCAUGUCCCGGCGGGACAUAGUGGCGCCACUCGUCGGCACCGGUGAACGUGGCUGGUCGCUCGCCUACCUCGUCCUCGUCCCCUUCCUCCUCUUCCUCACCAAGUCGUCGAACGCCGCGAUCCAGACGCUCCUUCACGUGCUCUUCCUCCCGACCCCGCUCAAGCGGAUGCAGGCCAAGGUGGACCUCGCCGCGGACGAGGAAGCGCGCAAGGCCGAGGAGGCGGCGGCGCGCAAGGCGCGCGCAGAAGACGGGGAGGACGCCGCGGCCCCUGCGAGCGAACCGGGGGCGAAGGACGCGAAGCGCGGGCCGCCGAGGGUGGGGAACGUGGAGGUGCUCAAGCCGGGCGCGCUGUACCGUGAGUGCGCGAUCGUCCGGCUUGACGUUCCGGUUCCACCGCGGCCGGUCGUGGAGGAGAAUGAGCCCAAGAGCAAGGCUGACGGCAAGAAGGGCAAGGCCGCCGAGGCAGAGAUCCCGCUGGAGGACGACGGCGAAUUUGGUGGAGAGGCGGUCGGGCGUGCGGUCUGGGAGUGGUACGAGGUGCGGUUGAAAGAUUGGGAGGCGCGAGACAAGGAGCGCGUGAAGGCGGAAGAGGAGGCGGUAGCGAAGGAGAAGGCGGAGGCGGAAGCUGAGGCGAACGCCUCGGCACCCGCUGGCCCGACUGUGGUGGUGACCGAGGCGGACGACACACCCACUGCGAACACAUAG
This is a messenger RNA of Epithele typhae, 1584 nucleotides long. RefSeq lists its product as uncharacterized. Bases 1 to 1584 code for a protein of 527 amino acids. Lineage: Eukaryota; Fungi; Basidiomycota; Agaricomycetes; Polyporales; Epitheliaceae. The record is from RefSeq and is a predicted model, not a curated record. The transcript has 2 exons.